This is a messenger RNA of Thamnophis elegans (Western terrestrial garter snake), 1243 nucleotides long. RefSeq names its product mediator complex subunit 4 (gene MED4). The transcript has 8 exons. The record is from RefSeq and is a predicted model, not a curated record. The coding region runs from base 205 to 975 and encodes 256 amino acids. Gene Ontology annotation, cellular component: mediator complex; core mediator complex. Gene Ontology annotation, biological process: regulation of transcription by RNA polymerase II. Gene Ontology annotation, molecular function: transcription coregulator activity. Lineage: Eukaryota; Metazoa; Chordata; Lepidosauria; Squamata; Natricidae.
GGGUCCUCUUGGUGCGUUUAUUCUUCUUCCUGCUCUAGGGAGGAAGCGGAAGCCACUGGCGGAGACACAGUGGUCCUGCUUGGCGCCGCGCCUUGACGCCGAGGUCACCAGGGGCCGCUCUCAGCUUGCUGGCUGCUGCCCGGCUGCAGUACUUUCCUCCGAUCUUUGCCGCGGCUUCCCCUUCCGGCCAGCAGAGGCUGCGGGAUGGCGGCUGGAGCGAGCGGGGAGCAGAGCAGCACCAGGGAGAAGCUGCUGGCUGCCUUGGACGAUCUGGAGUUGCUGGCCAGAGAACUGAUUGAAGUUUUGGCAAUUUCAAGAAAUCAGAAGCUAGCACAACCUGGGGAAGAGAGCCAGAUCCUGGAAUUGUUAAUUCAUCGGGAUAAAGAGUUCCAAGAAUUGAUGAAACUAGCUCUUGAUCAAGGGAAAAUCCACCAUGAAAUGCAGGUAUUGGAAAAAGUUGUAGAGAAAAGAGACAAUGAUAUUCAGCAGCUUCAAAAACAACUGAAAGAAGCAGAGCAUAUUCUGGCUACAGCUGUUUAUCAAGCAAAAGAAAAACUGAAAUCAAUAGAAAAGGCAAGAAAAGGUGCUAUUUCGUCUGAAGAAAUAAUUAAAUAUGCUCAUAGAAUUAGUGCCAGCAAUGCUGUUUGUGCUCCUCUAACUUGGGUGCCAGGGGAUCCUCGAAGACCAUAUCCAACUGAUUUGGAGAUGAGGAGUGGUCUUUUGGGUCAGAUGAACAAUCCUUCAGCAAAUGGAGUUAAUGGACACUUACCAGGAGAUGCACUUGCAGCCGGCAGAUUGCCAGAUGUACUUGCACCACAAUAUCCCUGGCAAUCAAGUGACAUAUCAAUGAACAUGCUUCCUCCUAAUCACAGCAAUGACUUUAUGUUAGAACCUCCUGGACAUAAUAAGGAGAAUGAGGAUGAUGUAGAGGUUAUGUCAACAGAUUCCUCAAGUAGCAGUAGUGACUCCGAUUAGGGCCUGCAUCUGAAUCACUUGAUCAUACCAGCGAAUACACAUUCUGCAUUCCAGAUGGAGGAUGAGGUACCAAGGAGGAAACUUAAAAAUUCAUGAAAAUCAUUCUCUUGUAUUUGAUGAAUAUGACUUUGUCCCAGAAUUUCAGAUAAUUGUUGAAAUAGGGUGAUGGUAGCCACUGGAAAUACGUUAUGCUCUGACAUAAUUUAUUUUGGUAUGUGUUUACUCAUAAAAAUGUUUUUGCACUAAAUAAAUAUCUAUGAAAUUGCAA